AUGGAGCUUCGCCGGGCACCGUGGUGCUGCGUUGGAGCUCUUGGCGUGCCGUUGAGAGCUGGAACAGAGAUGCAGAUGCAGAGCUACGUGCAGAUGGCGGAGGAGCCAGAGAAGGAGCAUAAGAAGAUGCUCGACAAGCUCUCCCACCAAGCCGACGAUAUGAAGGGAUCGUACAAGAAGUUAAUGACAUAG
Molecule: messenger RNA, 192 nt
Organism: Triticum turgidum subsp. durum (durum wheat)
Lineage: Eukaryota; Viridiplantae; Streptophyta; Magnoliopsida; Poales; Poaceae
Source: the annotation of a GenBank genome assembly